UGUUCCCCCCCCCAGCCCAAGGUGGUCGUGCAGAGCUCGGCCCGGGUCCUCUACGAUGUGGGGCGCUUCUGGAAUACCGGGAGGGACCCCCAGCUCCAGGUGCAGACGGAGGUGGAACGCCUGGAGACCCCCAACCCGCUGCCCCUCAUUUUGGGGGGCACCGUGGGGGGGCUCGUCCUGCUGGCUCUGGUGGCUCUGGUGCUCUACAAGGUGGGCUUCUUCAAGCGCCACUACAAGGAGCUCAUGGAGGGCGACGGGACCCCCACGGCCCCCCUGGCUGAACCCCAGGGGUGAGGUGACCCCCAGAUGCCUGGGUCCCCC
This is a messenger RNA of Harpia harpyja (harpy eagle), 321 nucleotides long. RefSeq names its product integrin alpha-M-like. NCBI's taxonomy places the organism in Eukaryota, Metazoa, Chordata, Aves, Accipitriformes, Accipitridae. The annotation marks the transcript as partial. The record is from RefSeq and is a predicted model, not a curated record. The transcript has 3 exons.